AUGUAUAUCCCAACCCAACGAUUCCUUCGCGAGAACGAGGAGCAGCCCUAUCCUUAUUCAUCGCUGGCCGAUUCUUUCCACCAUCAACUUGAACCUGAGCCUUAUUAUCUAGGUGCACGCUCAACCGUCGGCCCGGAUCAGGAACAGACUUCCUUCAAUGUUCCCAGCACAUUCGUCAGCGUAAGCGUGGGCGUCCUGAUUUUCCUCCUAUUGGCCAUAGCCUUUGCCGUUUAUAAAAAGUGCAGCGGCAGCGAUACUCAGUCCGACACUGAAUCUUCCGUCUCGGAUUCCGCAUGGCGAGUUGAAGACCCGGAAUCAGAAUCCGAUGCGACCGAGGCAAAGCACCGGAAGCGCCUGAGGAAACUAGAUCAAGUCGCACCCGUCCACACCGCUAUCUGUCUAGAUCUGAUCGGCGAAGACGAACAGAUCCGCGAGCUACAGUGCGGCCACGUCUACCACUCGGCAUGCCUGAAUCUAUGGGUCGAGAGAGGACAUCAUGACUGUCCGUUGUGCAAAUACGACAUUCUCGGGCUGCAACAGAAGAACCCGAUUACUAGUCCGCCAGAGCCCGAAGCCACGAAUAACGAUGCUGAUCCUGCGACGAGAAGUCCGCCCUCCCAGCAGCAGCAUCACCAUCACCACUACCACCAUGGCCCUCAUGUCGUUGUGAUAUCGAACACCCAGCCACAAUCUGACGCCAGUAAUGUCCACGGUGCGCGCUCACCUCCGGGGCUCCAGCAGGGGCUGAUCGAAUAG
Exophiala aquamarina CBS 119918 is the source of this 756-nucleotide messenger RNA. RefSeq lists its product as uncharacterized. Gene Ontology annotation, biological process: protein ubiquitination. NCBI's taxonomy places the organism in Eukaryota, Fungi, Ascomycota, Eurotiomycetes, Chaetothyriales, Herpotrichiellaceae. Gene Ontology annotation, molecular function: ubiquitin protein ligase activity. The coding region runs from base 1 to 756 and encodes 251 amino acids. The transcript has 3 exons. The record is from RefSeq and is a predicted model, not a curated record.